AGAAUAGCCGUGGUCACCAAGACGUCCUCAGUCCCUCUAUUCAAAGCUGAUGGUCGACCAGAUGUCUGUCUUCACCAUUGCUGCUUUUGAGCUAUUCCCCAAAUUAGAAGCAAAGGCAGAAAGCCGUCCAGACCGUCGACGUGAACGUGACCAACUGCUUGUUUCUAGGCUAGCGCAAGGAGGUCCGACGCCUGGAACGCGGUCCCUGAUCUCUCACCACCGAAAUCCCUGCCCUCCCCUUUUCACUUCACCUUGGUCACAGUAGUCAGAGAGAAUUGGGUUCUUGACACUUCUGCUCGCCUCGUCGCUUCUGCAGCCUCAUCAUGUCGGCCCAUCAACAAGCGGGCGGCUUUUCGGCUGCUGACGCAUACAAUCAGCCACUGCAAUCGUCUAGUUUGCCUCCGCGUGAGGAGAGCCAACGCCCCUUGAGCAACCCAGCCGCGGCGUACGGCUACUCCAGAGGUGCAACAAGGGCGCAAAACGACGACGAUGACGAUGAGGACGAUGAUGAUGAUGAUGAAGACGAGGACUGGAAUGUCUACGACGACUUCAACAACGCUCGGCCGAUUCCGAGCCAGUCGCAUCAGGACUCCUUUGCCGGACAGCGGCAGUCCGGAGCUGGCUGGUCCCAGCAUCAAUUCCAGGGUGUCGGCUUGCCUGAGGGAGGAGCCCAGCCUCUGGGCACACCUUACAGCGACUAUCCUACCAAGUCUUUGUAUGGCGAUCGUGAGACGGCGGCUCCGCGCGACUCAAGACUCAUUCCGGCAUCGGCAUUUGGGUUUGAUGCCUCCAACAUGGACCCCAGGACAUCAAAGUAUAUGCGCGAUGCCAACGGCGAGAUUGUCGGAGCCGCCCCCGUCGGGGAUGAGGACGGGAGGCUUGGUGUUGGAGGCAGUGGUACAAAGGGCGCCGCGAGUGAGAGCGGCAUUGAGCUCAUCACAGUCCCGGCGCUUGGUAACGAGUACAGCGAAGAGGAAGUGAAAAGGAUGCGAAGAUCCGACAAGAGAAGAUCGAAGGCUAGGAAGAGGAAAGAAGGCGCAAGGAAGUGGGCAAGAGGAGAGAAGAAGAUCGGUGGCUGGUUGGGCCCGAGGUGCGCCGUCUUCUUCGUCUUCAUCUCCUUGGUCCUCCUCGGCAUCAUGCUUUACUUUGUCAUUCCUCGAGUGCCUACUUUCCAAAUCCAAACGACGACACCCCUGGAGGCUGUGCCGGAUGGCAAUGCGAUGCAGACGCACUCGUUCCCCACCAAUUUCAGCAUGAAUAUGAACAUUAACCUUCGCGGCAACAACAAGGGCGGCUGGGUCGCCUCAAAUGCCCACGACAUGACGAUGGAAGUGACGGACCUGACAACUGGAAAGAAGGUUGGAAAGGGUCAGAUUGACAGCAAGUCAUUCCCCGGUCGCAAAAGUACGGUCUUCCAAUUCCCAGUCAGCUUUUCCUACGCGAGUCUCAACAGCACGGGUGAUGAAACUUGGAAGCACUGGAUCAACGCCUGUGGGCCGAAGUACCAAGGUACGACGCGAGACACUCUCAAUCUGGGCUUCACCGUUAAAAUGUCGAUUCAGGGUCUCAUUGGCUCAAAGGGGCAGUCGACGCAGCUUCCGAAUCUGGAGUGCCCUUUCACCCUUCAGGCCGACCAGACAUGAUGGCCUGGCAAUCCCCAAAUGGACAUUUUCGCCCUCUCCCCUUUUCCUUAACACUUUUUCAUUACCUCCCAGUGUCUGACCACUCUAAACCUAUCCUCCUGUAGCUGUAUUGAAUCGAUUUGUGAGCUGUC
Acaromyces ingoldii is the source of this 1774-nucleotide messenger RNA. RefSeq lists its product as hypothetical. The transcript has 5 exons. The coding region runs from base 324 to 1643 and encodes 439 amino acids. The record is from RefSeq and is a predicted model, not a curated record. Lineage: Eukaryota; Fungi; Basidiomycota; Exobasidiomycetes; Exobasidiales; Cryptobasidiaceae.